Molecule: messenger RNA, 1529 nt
Organism: Spodoptera exigua (beet armyworm)
Lineage: Eukaryota; Metazoa; Arthropoda; Insecta; Lepidoptera; Noctuidae
Source: the annotation of a GenBank genome assembly
AUCUGUCAUUUUUGCUUGCAAGUUUCGCCUGCUGCGAAAUACGGAAUUUUCUAUUUUUAUCCUCAUCGGGAGACAAUAAAUAUAAACAUUUAUGCAGUCCGACGACGAAGACACGUCGUUGCAUUCAUGCUUCGAUUCGCUAAAAACCGCUGUCAUGGGGUGCUGCUAUAGUAUUUGCCACAAAGACACCGAUCCACAGGAGAACACGGUGAACGAGAGAACACAUCUCCUCGAGGUGACGGAACAGCAACAGGAGACGCCGGUGCCCGCUGCAUCGGCGUCCACUCCGCCACGAAAACCUGACGAGCAGAGCGCCCUCAACAGGAUACUCCAUGAGACUGCCACCAACGUGAUCGACGUAGGAGCUUUAGGCCCUUACGCAUUGGAGGCAGGGGCGUAUUCGGAGCGGGUGCGGGUGUACAGCGCCCGGGUGGCGGGGCUCGGGGCGGCCGGGGCGGCGGCGCCACGGUUACUGGCUGACUUGCCGCAUGCUGAGCGAGCUGCCCUACUGGCCAGGCCACCACUAGGAGCUGGAGAUAAAGACCUUAUAACGAAUGCAGUGAAGAAAGCUGCCGCAGCGAUCUCAGAGCUCCGAGUGGAACACCACGAGGACUUGGUUGUGCCGUUCCGGGUGCCAUAGCAACGGCGAACCGCGUCUUACUGCGAGGACGAGCGGUCCUACUGACACGGACGCGACCACGGCGGGCACACCAAGUAAGAAUAGAUAGGUGAAUUAGGACAAACAAAUUUAUAGCAAAAAUGGUUAGAACUGAAUAUUGCGCAAAUGUUUUUAAGUUGCGCAAAAAUAAUAUAACAUUUGCGCAUCAAAUGAAAGCAGCGUAAACUUAAUAUAACAUUAGCGCAUGAAUAUUAAAAGUUGCGCAAACUUUGCGCAGACUUUUGUAUGAAAUACUAGUUUUGUAAAACGCUUAGUCGGCCUUUGAAGUGGUGGACCACCUAGAAUUGGUCUCUUAACCUGUUUCUAAUUAUUUUACUAUGCAUUGUGCUGGUCCCGUGUUGGGUUUUAAAGGAAAAAUGGCUGGCAUAUUAUUGAUCUAAAAUGCUUAGUCCUUGUAUGUUUGGUAUAUUCUUGCUUUAUUGUAAAUCAACGUACUCUUUUCUAAUAGUUUCUGCUUUCGUAAUGAAAUGUGUAAAUAAAUCUAAAAUAGUUUUGUAAAUUGUCUAUUAGUCUUAAUGCCAACAUUUAGGCCUUCCUCAGAACUAAAGUCAUUGUUGUUUUCUGGCCUAAUUGAAUUAUAAUUCCAGGUCUUUUCUUUUUAACUCUAAGUCAGCCUUUUUUCCAUUAAAAUAGUAACACAGUGAUCAAAUAUUACAUCAAUGGUUUAGUCUGUACAAGUCUUAGGACAGUAUUUUUAAAGCAAAUGUGUAGCGUGUCCUACAGACUAUGUCAUAGGAAGUGUACGUGUCCCGCCAAUCAGAUAGACUUACAUUACUAAUAAGAUGUAACUAAUUACUAGCAGUCUAUUUAUAGUACAUUUAUAUUGUUUUUAUAAUAACUAUCGUGAGAC